AGACUAUCCAGGGCAGUAAGAAGAGCUCAGCCCUGAUCAUGAAGAGUGUGGACAGCAACAUGAACAAGAACAAGAAGAAGAAGGGGGAGGACGUCCAAAAGGAGAGCACCAUCAUUCCAUACCACUUCACCAUUUCCACGGGGGAAGAAAACGAUGCCAGUACCUGCAGCAGGGUCUAUGUGAUCAUCAUGGGGCCAAACCACACCCAGACACAGAGGCUGUGGCUGGAACUGCCUGGGGGGAAGAAGUGCUUUGAGUCUGGGUCUCUGGAGUCCUUCGAGGCUCAUGGAGCUGACGUUGGUGAGAUUAAAAAAGUGGAGCUCGGACAUGACGGCGCCACUCCGGAGAGCUGCUGGUUGGUUGAUGAGCUAGCUGUUGCCGUGCCAACCAAAGGGGUUAAAUACAUUUUCCAGUGUAAGUGCUGGUUGGCCAAAGAUCGGGGCGAUGGACUGACUGCCAGGGUGUUCAACGUGUUGGAUGCAGAUAGCAUCACCAUCUCCCAAAAGAUCAUCUAUGAGGUGACGGUGGUGACGGGAGAUGUUCAGAACGCUGGGACAGACACCCAGAUCUACGUGUCUGUGUUUGGGACCAACGGCACCACAGAGGAAGUCCUACUGCAGAAGAACGAGGACAGGUUUGAGCGGGGUCAGGAGGACACGUUCAGCCUGGAGGUCGAUGAUAUUGCUCCCCUGAGGAAGAUGAGGGUCCGUGUUGACGGCUCUGGUAGCCGACCUGACUGGUUCCUGGCUAAGAUCAUCAUGCGUAACCUGACCACAGAGGAGGUGUCAGUGUUCACCUAUGAGGAGUGGCUGUCUAAGACCAAAGGACCCAAGAGGACCAUGAUCUGUGAGAUGGCUGCUGUGGUGGAUGAGGAGGAGAUGGUGGAGAUCACCACCUACAUUAUCCAGGUCAAGACCAGCGACAUUGGAGGGGCAGGCACUGACGCUAACGUGUGGAUCAUUGUGUUUGGAGAGUGCGGUGACACUGGGACCCUGGCGCUGAAAGAGUGCCAGAAAUCCAACAAGUUUGAGCGCAAGCAGACAGAUGUGUUCCGUUUCCCUGACGUGCUCAGCCUCGGGGAGCUCUCUAAGGUUCGGGUGUGGCACGACAACUCAGGGCCUGCUCCAGGAUGGCACAUAGAAUACAUCGAUGUGAAGGAUGAGGCCUUGGACAGGACAUUUCGCUUCCCCUGUGACCGCUGGUUGGCUCAGAACGAGGACGAUGGUCAGAUCAUGAGGGAGUUGUCCUGCGCCAACAACGACAUUUUAGACCUCAACGAGAAGACCAAAUAUGAAAUUAUUACCACCACGGCGGACACAGACGACGCAGAGACCAAAGAGAACGUCUGGAUCGCACUGGAGGGGAAGAGGGGGCGUUCAAAAGAAUUUAUGAUGGAGAACUCAUCAAAGAAAAAGAGGUUCUUGCGGGGAAACAAGGACAAGUUUGAGUUCUCCUCCAAACAGCUUGGGGACAUCGCUGGCAUCUGCCUGGGCCACACCCCCAAGGAUGGGAAGAAGGUGAAAGGUGAGGCGUUCUGGCACGUGAAGGAAGUCGUUGUCAUAGAGAAAGUGCUGGGCAACAGGUUCAUAUUCAUCUGCAAUGCCCUGAUCCCCCUCUCCCCGAAGAGGGACGAGUUUGUGACCAUCGAGUGCACCAAGGCCAUCGAGAGUUUCGCCAGCAAAGCUCGCAGCCUGGUGCCUGUCAAGUACGAGAUCAUCCUCAUCACGGGCGACGAGAAGGGGGCAGGCACCGAUGCCAAUGUCUUCAUCACCAUCUAUGGUUCCAACGGCGACUCUGGCCGCCGGUCGCUACGUCAGAAGUUCCGCAACCUGUUUGAGCGUGGCCAGACGGACCGCUUCCUGCUAGAGAUGUUGGACAUGGGUGAGCUGCUGAGAGUGUGUGUGGAGCAUGACAAUACCCGCCUCAGCCCCGGCUGGCUGCUGGACCGCGUGGAGGUCACCAACACAGCCAACGGUGUCACCACCAUCUUCCUGUGUGGAAAGUGGCUGAACACCAAGAAGGCGGACGGACAGAUCUUCAGGGUCCUCUACCCAAAGUACUAAAGACCUCAUAUUGAGACUUCUCCACUAUAUGAAAACGUAUGUCCUUUGCACAGCAGAGAGGCCUCGCCGUGUGUUGGACUCUACCCAAGCAACUCCGUAAUGAAGAGACACAAACUCUGAAUGGAGUUUGGAUGUGGGCAACGGUUUCAUUUUAAAAAUGUUAUUGCCUCUAUAUAGUCAUGAUCUCAGGAAAGGAAAAUGUUUAUAUAUUUAUUACUGCAUUUCUAGAAUAUCUUAUAGUUUAACUAUUGCAUUACUACUGAAGGCAAGUGGCCUGGCGUUUAUGGCUAAAACACAAUAGGGUCAUAAGGCCAGGUAACAUGAUUGUGCCACCAUUUUAAAAGUACCCAUUAUCAGGAAUGGCAUGUUGCUCAGCUGCUUGGUUGUAAAUUAGGUUUUAUAAGAGAGUAUACUAUUUUGUACUGCUUAUUCCAAAACACUUUUUGUUUUUCAAAACUGCUUUUUAAGAUUG
Oncorhynchus keta (chum salmon) is the source of this 2535-nucleotide messenger RNA. Its product is annotated as lipoxygenase homology domain-containing protein 1. Gene Ontology annotation, molecular function: protein binding. The transcript is spliced from 11 exons. Bases 39 to 2063 code for a protein of 674 amino acids. Lineage: Eukaryota; Metazoa; Chordata; Actinopteri; Salmoniformes; Salmonidae. The record is from RefSeq and is a predicted model, not a curated record.